AUGUACACAGCAGAUACCCUUUCCAGAACGCCUAUUGAAGGUCAGAAUUCCACAACAGAAAAUGAUGUAGAAACAUACGUUGAUGGUGUUAUUUCGUCAAUCCCAGUAAGUGACCAGAAACAAGAAGAAAUCUGCAAAAGUACAGCAGAAGAUGCAGUGAUGCAAUCUCUUGUAAACACAAUAUUGAAUGGGUGGCCAGAAGAAAGGUCACAGUGCCGAAAAGAGUUGAUACCUUUUUGGAAUUACAGAGAUGAACUAUCAGUCAUUAAUGGAAUGGUGUUUAAAGGAACGCAAGUUGUGAUUCCAGAUAAGAUGCGUUCUUGCAUUCUUGGGAAAAUUCAUGUAGGACACUUGGGUAUGGAAAAGUGCAAGCAGAGAGCUCGAGAAGUAGUUUUCUGGCCUUGCAUGAACCAGGAUAUUGUCAAUAUGGUAAAACAGUGUGAAACAUGUCAAGCUAAUCAGAAGCAGCAAAUGGCUGAACCUCUACUCACACAUCCAUUGCCAAUGCGACCAUGGCAAAAAGUAUCGACAGAUUUGUUUGAACUCGGGAGAAAAGACUACAUUGUUAUUGUUGAUUCAUAUUCAAAUUAUCCAGAGGUGAUAGGACUGUCAAGUCAGUCGAGCAGCUCGGUGAUACUAGCAAUGAAAACUACAUUUGCUAGACAUGGCAUUCCGGAAGAAGUUCUCAGUGAUAAUGGACCGUGCUACAGUAGUAUGGAAUUCGCUCAGUUUUCAAAAGAUUGGGAUUUCCAACAUGUUACAAGUAGUCCGAAAUUUCCUCAGUCCAAUAGACUGGCUGAAAAAACGGUUCAGACUGUUAACCUUUAG
This is a messenger RNA of Gigantopelta aegis, 828 nucleotides long. RefSeq lists its product as uncharacterized. The transcript has a single exon. NCBI's taxonomy places the organism in Eukaryota, Metazoa, Mollusca, Gastropoda, Neomphalida, Peltospiridae. The record is from RefSeq and is a predicted model, not a curated record. Gene Ontology annotation, molecular function: nucleic acid binding. The coding region runs from base 1 to 828 and encodes 275 amino acids. Gene Ontology annotation, biological process: DNA integration.